AUGGCCAACAAUGAGCUCACCUUCAUCUCCGUCAAGCCGGACGGCAUGCAGUGCGGCGUGGUGGACGACAUCAUCAAGCACGUUGAGCAGAAGGGAUUCUGCCUGGUGGCCAUGAAGUUAGUUAAGGCCUCUGAGGAACACCUGAAGCAGCACUCCAUUGACCUGAAGGACCACCCCUUCUUCCCAGGGCUGGUGAAGGACAUGAACUCGGGACCAAUGUGGCCAUGGUCAGGGAGGGAUGAAUGUGGUGAAGAUGGGCCGGGUGAUGCUGGGGGAGACCAACCUGUGGCAGAUUCUCAGCCCGGAACCAUCCGAGGGGACUUGUGUUCAAGCUCAUUCAUGGCAGUGACUCGGACAAAAGCGCGGAGAAAGACAUCAGCCUCUGGUUUAAGCGGAGGAACUGGUGGACAACAAGUCUUGUGGCUAUGA
Molecule: messenger RNA, 429 nt
Organism: Echinops telfairi (small Madagascar hedgehog)
Lineage: Eukaryota; Metazoa; Chordata; Mammalia; Afrosoricida; Tenrecidae
Product: nucleoside diphosphate kinase B-like
Exons: 1
Coding region: 1-429 (142 amino acids)
Biological process (GO): UTP biosynthetic process; regulation of apoptotic process; GTP biosynthetic process
Molecular function (GO): nucleoside diphosphate kinase activity
Source: RefSeq, a predicted model, not a curated record